AUGUCUCUAUUUGGCACCAAAAUGACAUAGGUAAAAAAUAAAUUGUAUAUCAAAUUAGACUUUCAUUCAGUCCUCUCAAAAUCAAGAAGUAACAUUCAGAAUAAAACAUAAGAAUACUAACUUAGAAUAAAACACAAAACUUGAUUAAUUUUCUAAAUUGGUAACUAAAGAGAUAAAUAUUUCAGAAUUCAUUGAACUAUGA
Paramecium octaurelia is the source of this 202-nucleotide messenger RNA. The record is from the annotation of a GenBank genome assembly. Lineage: Eukaryota; Ciliophora; Oligohymenophorea; Peniculida; Parameciidae.